GGAAAAGGAGCGGCAAAAUUUUAUUCCUAGUUUUUGGAAAAAUGAUUCAACGGAGUCCGAAUACGGCUUCAGGAGAAUGACACAAUAAAAAGGAUUUGAGUUUCAAGAUGCUUUAAUUUGGACUAAGAGCCUGAAGACAAGUGCGUGUGCUUUUCACACAAAAGUUUCUAAGGCUUUGAUCUACAUGAGUGAGGAAUCCAAAACGCACAGGAGUAGAGUUACGCCCAAUGCUUAGAUGGCCCUACUUUACCGGUUCACAAGGGUAAAAGACCGUGCUGGAACAGGGGUUUUCACCUUUAUUGUUACCAGAUCCGUGACUAGAGAUUUUCACCGAGAUGCUACAACAAAGGAAUUCACAUUUGGCUAUCAUCGUUGGGUUAUUAGCUUUAACAGAUCGGACUCAAAGAUGCUGGGUGUCCAUCUCAUCUUACGGAAUGCUACUGCAAGUACAAGAUGCUACGUUGAUUACUCUUUUUGCCUCUUGAACCGGGAACAUUUUAGCAAGAAUGAAAUAUUUUUUGAGAAGCAAUGCCGUUUUAACGCAGACCAACCUGCCCAAGGCCCAGCACGAUGGAUACUAAUGAGUGAGCUGCACUCGAGGAAGUUCUCUGACGAAAAUGGCGAGUUUUUGAUGGAUCUUGUAAUGAGUAAUCCCCUCACGGUGUAUGAAGUGGACUUGCGAAUGAGUCAUUUACCUUUUGGCCCUCAUCACAAACUCAGCAAUGCUGAAACUGCCUACUUUGCUUUUGGUGGAUUCGAAUGGAAUAUAGGCAUUCAUCCACAAGGUAUUCCUGAAGACCAAGAAACCAGCAACCGUCCUAAAAUACUUCUAAACCGUCUUACCGGCUUCGACCAUGCUGUCCGUGUCCAGUACCGAAUUGUACUUGGAGAUGCAGACCGAGUGUUCGAUUCCGGAGUCCUGUGCCAAAUGUCUGACGUCACGGGUCGCAUCCGUGGCUUCCCACUAAAGUGCACGGUUGGUGAUCUUCUACGCCGUGGCAUAUUGAGAAUUUAUGUAGAAAUGAUGUAUGCUAAUGCAAUCAGCGAAGUUUUGAUACCACUACAAAACAAAGACCCUAGCGAUACAACCCCCAACUGUUAUGACAGGGAGAAGCACGCUUGGUUAGCGGAAGGUGAUAUAGAAGGAGAGUGUCUGAAGUUGAAACUGUUUUGCUCUGAUUUGCAUCACGUACCCAGGAACCACCUCAGAUAUGUUUCAUGGAACGCCUAUGUUGUAAGGAGUGAUAGUGGAAUUCCUUCAAAUGAGAAAGAGAAUGAUAUGAUAGUGGUUUUGAAUGCUCCUCAUUGGAAUUAUUACAUUCAAGAAGGAGUGGAUAUGGGUAUCGUCAUGGAAACCGAUAUUCCUGUAUCUUUGGUAGAUGAAUUUUCUGACAACUACAAAGAGACAAACAAGAGUUUGACAGUACAGAUAGAAUGGCUGGAUUCGUUACUGCUGUUCAGCGCUACUUAUCACAAAUAUGACGAUAUCCGGAGAUUGCAUUGUCAUCAGAUGAAACGAGAGAUCAUGGCAUUGCAAACAGAAAAUUAUAGCUUGGAACGGCAACUCUUCAGCUACCAAAAGUCAAUCUCUAUGGUUAAUUCAAGAGGACAAACUGGAGACGAACUGCCCAAUGAAGAACCAGAGGCCAACAACUUCUAUGAAAGAAGGACUCUACCACAAGGAGAAAGCUUCCCAGACGCCAAAUACAUUUGAGUUGGAAUGCAGCUCUUUACGAAAAGUGCCUAAGCCAACAAUUGCUGAUGUAAUUUUUGGGAACCCAUUUUUAAGAACAAAUAUUUAAGCAAUUUUUCCGCUGUUUGAGAGGUUACUUAUGUGGUUAUACAUAUAUAUAUAUAUACAUUCAUAUAUAUCUGUAUAUCUGUGCUGAUCAAUUUUUGAAGCAAUGUGCUUCUUUUUUGCUAACUUGCUGUAUCAUAAAUCACUGCUUACCUCUAAUAAGAGGAUAUUCUCCUUACAUUUCAAUAAAAUCCUA
Molecule: messenger RNA, 1994 nt
Organism: Uloborus diversus
Lineage: Eukaryota; Metazoa; Arthropoda; Arachnida; Araneae; Uloboridae
Exons: 7
Coding region: 236-1714 (492 amino acids)
Source: RefSeq, a predicted model, not a curated record